Molecule: messenger RNA, 444 nt
Organism: Vicia faba (fava bean)
Lineage: Eukaryota; Viridiplantae; Streptophyta; Magnoliopsida; Fabales; Fabaceae
Source: the annotation of a GenBank genome assembly
AUGGAGAUCACACAAAGAAGUUUAAGCUUGUUGGUACUUUGUUUCCUGCUUAUAGGAACGAUGCUAGUGAGUGGUCAGAGUGCAAACAAAGUAAGAGCAACAUACCAUAACUACAACCCUCAGAAUAUAAACUAUGAUUACAACAGAGCAAGUGUUUACUGUGCUACCUAUGAUGCUAAUAAGCCAUAUUCAUUUCGUAGCAAAUACGGUUGGACUGCCUUUUGUGGACCCCAGGGGCCUCGUGGCAGAGAUUCAUGCGGAAAAUGCUUAAGGGUGACAAAUACAGCAACUGGUGCUCAGAGAACAGUGAGAAUAGUGGAUCAGUGCUCUAAUGGUGGACUGGAUUUGGAUGUGAAUGUCUUCAACCAACUGGAUACAAAUGGAGCAGGCUACCAGGCGGGUCACCUUACAGUUAACUACGUCUUUGUUAAUUGCGGUGACUAA